CAGAGAGUCAGAGACAGAGAGAGAGAGAGAGAGAGAGAGAGACAGAGAGAGAGACAGAGAGAGAGAGACAGAGAGAGAUGUCACUGAAGUGAAAAUAAGACGCCAGUCGCUGUUUAUUUUAAGGCCACUUCAUCUCCCAGGAGACCAGACAGUUAACAGCCCUAUGAAGACAUUCCCUUACAAGCUGUAAACUGGGUGGAUCUGUUCUUCUCCAUCAGAUAAGACCGCUCUACUACUAACGAUAGCUACCAGUAACCUCUCUCUCCAUCAUUAUGAGCGAGCCUAGUAACGUCUCCAACAUCCCAGUCGGUGGCUGGAACAUCACUAACCAGUUUGUCCAGCCGGUUUGGCUGCUCGCUCUCUGGACGGUAGCCUACAGUCUCGUGCUGUUUGUCUCGGUGAGCGGGAACGUCAUCGUUAUCUGGAUCAUCCUUGCUCACAAACAGAUGCGGACAGUGACAAACUACUUCCUGUUGAACCUGGCUCUCGCGGACACUUCCAUGGCGGCCUUCAACUCAUUCGUGAACUUCGUUUACGCUGCGCACGGGGACUGGUACUUCGGGCUCGUCUACUGCAAGUUCCACAACUUCCUUCCUGUGACAGCGGUGUUCGCCAGCAUCUACUCCAUGGUGGCCAUCGCCGUGGACCGGUACAUGGCCAUCAUCCACCCACUCAAGCCGCGCCUCUCGGCAACGGUAACGAGGUCUGUGAUAGGCUGUAUUUGGGGUAUGGCCGUGGUACUAGCGUUCCCGCUGUGUUACUACUCAACCACCAGAAAGAUUGGACAGAGAACAUUGUGUUACGUCUACUGGCCCCGCACUGCACAGGACUCAUUCAUGUAUCAUAUAAUAGUAGCAGUGUUGGUGUAUGUGCUGCCUCUAGUGGUGAUGGCUGGUACCUACAGUCUGGUGGGUAGGACACUUUGGGGCGGAGAGAUACCUGGUGACUCUAAAGAUAACUACCAUCUACAGAUACAAGCCAAGAGGAAGGUGGUGAAGAUGAUGAUGAUUGUGGUGGUAACUUUUGCAGUCUGCUGGCUCCCCUACCACCUCUACUUCAUGAUAACAGGACUCAACAGACAACUGAACAGAGUCAAGUCUAUACAACAGGUGUAUCUAUCAGUGUUGUGGCUGGCUAUGAGCUCCACCAUGUACAACCCUGUCAUCUACUGCUGUCUCAAUAGCAGGUUCCGUGCAGGGUUUAAGAGUGCAAUGCGCUGCUGUCCGUUUGUCCGUCUGUCUGAAUACGACCAGAUGGAACUACAUAGCGCCCGUUUCCAUGCCAACAGACAGAGCAGCAUCUACACCCUGAGCCGCUUCGAGUCCUUCUCCGCCGUCCCACACAACGACCGCAGCGACAGGAGGAGGAGUCAGGGUGGUCGUCAUGGUAGCAUCGCACACAACGGGGUGAAUCGUCACGGAACCCGACAUACACUCCUGACACACGCUAGUUACCACGGCAACCCCCGAGGGUCCACCUCCGCCACGGAGCUCACCUGAGAGGUUUGGACUUGAGACGAAGCGAACACACAAACAUACACACAAUUACUGAAACACACACACACACCCUUAUUGAAACACAAACAAACACACCUGGAUUCCAUGACAUAUAGGAAUCCCCAUUUCUGUUCUAUACCAAUAAGUAACUUGUAACCAGGUCUGUUCUGUCAGUUAUAUAGUCAGUUAACCCUUCUGUUCUGUCAGUUAUAUAGUCAGUUAACCCUUCUGUCAGAUAUAUAGUCAGUUAACCCUUCUGUCAGUUAUAUAGUCAGUUAACCCUUCUGUCAGUUAUAUAGUCAGUUAACCCUUCUGUCAGUUAUAUAGUCAGUUAACCCUUCUGUUCUGUCAGGUAUAUAGUCAGUUAACCCUUCUGUUCUGUCAGGUAUAUAGUCAGUUAACCCUUCUGUUCUGUCCGUUAUAUAGUCAGUUAACCCUUCUGUUCUGUCCGUUAUAUAGUCAGUUAACCCUUCUGUUCUGUCAGGUAUAUAGUCAGUUAACCCUUCUGUUCUGUCCGUUAUAUAGUCAGUUAACCCUUCUGUUCUGUCAGUUGUUACUCAGGGGCCUUUUUAGUAUGUUCUUGUUUAUUUUUGGGUUGUUUGUUUGUUCAAAACAGCUUGUAAUGUUUAUUUCAAAUAUUACUUAUCUUUAUUGAUAUAUUAUACUUAUAUUUAGUAUGUAACGAGUAAAUGUGAAUCAAGACCUGUAAGUGAUGUCUAUCGAUGUGUGACAAAAUAAAAACCCUAUGUAUUGUA
Messenger RNA from Oncorhynchus mykiss (rainbow trout), 2251 nucleotides. RefSeq names its product neuromedin-K receptor. The record is from RefSeq and is a predicted model, not a curated record. Gene Ontology annotation, molecular function: tachykinin receptor activity. Lineage: Eukaryota; Metazoa; Chordata; Actinopteri; Salmoniformes; Salmonidae. Gene Ontology annotation, cellular component: plasma membrane; sperm midpiece. Gene Ontology annotation, biological process: positive regulation of flagellated sperm motility; G protein-coupled receptor signaling pathway.